Messenger RNA from Haliotis rufescens (red abalone), 564 nucleotides. RefSeq names its product histone 24-like. The transcript has a single exon. Gene Ontology annotation, molecular function: double-stranded DNA binding; nucleosomal DNA binding; structural constituent of chromatin. The coding region runs from base 1 to 564 and encodes 187 amino acids. Gene Ontology annotation, cellular component: nucleosome; nucleus. The record is from RefSeq and is a predicted model, not a curated record. Gene Ontology annotation, biological process: chromosome condensation; nucleosome assembly; negative regulation of DNA recombination. NCBI's taxonomy places the organism in Eukaryota, Metazoa, Mollusca, Gastropoda, Lepetellida, Haliotidae.
AUGGCUGAUGCUGCUGCUGCCCCCGCUGUUGUCAAGACUCCCAAGAAGAAGGCUGCUGCCAAGCCUAAGAAGGCUGCUGCACAUCCUACCUAUUUGGAGAUGAUCAAGAAAGCUAUUUCAACCCUGAAGGAGAGGGGUGGUUCUUCCCGACAGGCUGUUCUGAAAUACAUCUUGGCCAACUACAAGGUUGGUGACAACCAGGUGGCCAUCAAUGCUCGCAUCAAGACUGCUUUGAAAAAUGGAGUCAAGAACGGCGCACUGAAGCAAUCAAAGGGAACUGGAGCCGCUGGAUCAUUCCGUCUUGGCGAGGCAAAGAAAGACGAAAAACCCAAGAAGGCUAAGGCAGCUGCCAAACCAAAGAAGGCUGCCAAAUCCCCCAAGAAAGUCAAGAAGCCAGCUGCUGCCAAGAAACCCAAAACAGCCGCUAAGAAGGCCGCUAAGUCACCAAAGAAGGUGAAGGCUGCAGCCAAGCCCAAGAAGGCGAAGACACCCAAGAAGGCAGCAGCCAAACCCAAGAAGGUCAAGACCCCCAAGAAGAAGGCAGUCAAGCCAAAGAAGGCUUAA